AUGGGUUCCAGAUAUGCUCCCCUUCACGUUUCCACCAAGGGACCCGGCGAUGCCCGUCCAACUGCUUUGCAAAUCAUCAAAGACGAAAACCUUGAGGACGGCCUAGUCGGUAAGAGUAUCCUCAUCACUGGGUGCUCUUCAGGCCUAGGUAUUGAAACGGCACGGGCACUUUACCGGACCGGUGCUACGCUUUAUCUUACGGCCCGUGAUGUCAAAAAAAUGCAGAGUACUUUGAGCGACCUUGCUGACAGCCCUCGGGUCCAUUUCUUGCACCUUGACCUCAACUCUCUCUCUUCGGUUCGCGAAUGUGCCGAAACAUUCUUGUCAAAAAGCCAAACUCUGAACAUUCUAAUUGAAAAUGCCGGAGUGAUGGCAUGUCCGGAGGGCCGAACAGCCGAUGGAUUUGAAACGCAGUUUGGGAGUAAUUUCCUCGCUCACUUCCUUCUACUCUACCUUCUGAAGCCCUUGCUGCUGGCCUCGUCAGUCCCCGAAUUCAAUUCUCGCAUUGUCAUUGUCGCUUCUAGCGCCCAUCGAGCCUCGAGUGUCCACUUCGAUAACAUCACCCUUGCGGGUGAAUACGAACCGUGGAAGGCAUACGGCCAGAGUAAAACAGCUCUCGUCUGGGCCGCUAACGAAAUUGAGAGGCGCUAUGGGCCUCAUGGUCUACAUGCCUUCAGUUUACACCCUGGUGGAAUCCAGACGGAGCUGUUGCGUCAUGUCUCGGAUGAACAGAAGGCCACCUGGGCUAAUGACGAUGUCGUGUCAAACUACUGGAAGAGCCCAGAACAAGGGGCAGCCACGACUGUGUGGGCGGCCGUGGCAAAAGAGCUAGAAGGCCAGGGAGGGAAAUACUUAGAUAAUUGUCAGGUUGCCGGACCGCAUGAUACUGCUAAAGGGCGCUACGCCCCGGGCUAUGCCCCAUGGGCAUACGAUGCAGAUGGGGCGUCAAAGCUUUGGACAAAGACAUUGCAGAUGCUGGAGCUGGAGGAUGAAUGA
Penicillium odoratum is the source of this 996-nucleotide messenger RNA. Its product is annotated as short-chain dehydrogenase. The transcript has a single exon. The record is from RefSeq and is a predicted model, not a curated record. The coding region runs from base 1 to 996 and encodes 331 amino acids. NCBI's taxonomy places the organism in Eukaryota, Fungi, Ascomycota, Eurotiomycetes, Eurotiales, Aspergillaceae.